CAGAUUUCCUUAUUAUUUUCUUCUUCUUCUUCUUCUUACCGGUUAAAGAACUCCCACUAAACGACCAUGGCGCAAGGGCUUCUGCUAUGGAGUCCUUGCCUGCUCCACUCUUACUCACUUCGCUUCAUACCUUUCAAACCUUACAACACAAAACUCAUCACCCUCUCCAUCUCUGCCACCUUAGACUCCCAAAACGAAACCACCCAAGAGCUCACUGCUAGAGAGAGAAGGCGUCUCAGAAACGAGAAGAGAGAGAGCAAAAUGGGGAACAAUUGGCGGGAAGAAGUUGAGGAGAAGCUUCUCAAGAAACCCAAGAAGAGAUAUGCCACUUGGACCGAGGAGCUCAACCUUGAUACCCUCGCUAAUUCGGGUCCUCAAUGGUGGGUCGUUCGGGUUUCUCGGCUCAGGGGUCACGAGACUGCCGAUCUUAUAGCUCGAUUGCUAGCCAGGAACUUUCCCCAACUCCCCUUCAAGGUGUAUGCACCUGCAGUUCAGGUGAAGAGGAAACUGAAAAACGGGUCCAUUUCAGUUAAACCGAAACCUUUGUUUCCGGGUUGUGUCUUUAUAAAAUGUAUAAUGAACAAGGAGAUUCAUGACUUUAUAAGGGAGUGUGAAGGAGUUGGAGGUUUUAUUGGCUCCAAGGUUGGAAAUACGAAGAGACAGAUUAACAAGCCAAGGCCAGUGUCUGAGAUUGACAUGGAAGCAAUUUUCAAAAAGUCAAAGGAAGAACAAGAAAAAUAUGAGCAAGAGUUUAAGGAGCAACAAAAACAAGAAGAGAUCCUUAACUCUUCACUACCCAAUGCAGAGUCACAGUCAGAUUCCGUACCGAAACGCCGAUCCAAGAAGGCUUCUGAUCCACUGAAGCUUCUUACCCCAGGUUCUACUGUCAAAGUUUUAUCUGGAGAUUUUGCGGAAUUUGAAGGAUGCCUCAAGAAGGUCAAUCGCAAAACAAAAAAGGUAACUGUGGGAUUUACACUGUUUGGGAAAGAAAGCUUAGUAGACCUAGAUGCCAAUGAAAUCGUUGCAACGACAACGUGAUGUAAAUAUGUUAAAUUGUCAAAAACAGUAUUAAUUGGUUAUUUUCUACUUCAGAAUUGCAUGAAGGCCUUUUAUGGCAUGGCAACUCUUUUUAUUUGUAGACUGGUAUACUUCUGUUUAGGUAUUUUAGCUUUUCAGGGGACUUUUUACUUCAGAACUGCAUCAAUUUGGAAAGAAUUAUGAAAAAUGUAUUAGUGUAUGUUGGUUGUGAUUGAUAAAAAUCAUAUACCAAAUAAAUGAAAAUUCAUAAAAUGCAAUGAUAGGUUGAGGCUCAUUGUUAAAGAUAGUGGGCUAAGAUUGUAGAUCUUUGGCCCCUUACGCCAUUCUUUUUAUCAAAGGCGGGUUUGACAGUUAUGGAGUUGCAGCAAAGGGAAUUCUUAGUGAUUGUUGUGAAACUAUCUUUUUCCUUCUUGGGAAUAACUAGAAUUUUGGAGUUGAAAAUGGAGGUCAUGAACUAAAGGACUGCAAUGCCAGUUUCACUUUGUAUAUUAAUAGAAUUUGAGUAAAGAAAGGAAGACCUACAAGCUUUGCUUUUGAAAA
Messenger RNA from Cannabis sativa, 1578 nucleotides. RefSeq lists its product as uncharacterized. Lineage: Eukaryota; Viridiplantae; Streptophyta; Magnoliopsida; Rosales; Cannabaceae. The record is from RefSeq and is a predicted model, not a curated record. Gene Ontology annotation, biological process: DNA-templated transcription elongation; transcription elongation-coupled chromatin remodeling. The transcript is spliced from 5 exons. The coding region runs from base 67 to 1038 and encodes 323 amino acids.